Colletotrichum truncatum is the source of this 1602-nucleotide messenger RNA. The record is from RefSeq and is a predicted model, not a curated record. NCBI's taxonomy places the organism in Eukaryota, Fungi, Ascomycota, Sordariomycetes, Glomerellales, Glomerellaceae.
AUGCAGGUCGGCGACCCUAAGAACCGCUUGAUUAUGGCAUCGCGGGGCUCCAGACUUGAGAACCUGACCACUUCGUUUUCGAUAUGUGCUUUGGAGUCACUUGUUCGACUUGCUCACAUCCCCUCGGCUCUGAGCGGUAUCCCUGAGGAUCAGUGGUGCACAUGCACGCCUCGCGUCACAGUCAACGGCAAGGAGUAUCCGCCGGCAGGCUCAGUAUCAAUUCCCGGAGCGGCCUCCGCAGUCCUCCUCGUUGUGUACCUCACCCGCUGUGUAUCUUCCCCGUUGUGGAAACUCCCCGGCCCGAGGACAUCUGCAUUUACAUCGUUCAUUCUGAAAUGGCAUGAGCUACACGCCAACAGAACGCAUUAUAUUCAUCAGCUUCAUGAAAAGUAUGGCCCUGUCGUCCGAAUCGCACCAAACGAGGUGUCAUUUACCUCUUAUGAAGCCGUCAAGGAAAUAUACUGCUCUGGAGGCAGUGGAACCAUGUUUACCACGUUGAAUAAAGAAGAUCACGCGAAGCGGAAGAGAAUCAUCGCCGACCGGUAUGCAAAUAGCAACGUCCUACGUCCGGCGCCCCUGCGAGGGAUCCAGGAGAGGUCCUUAAACUUCAUCAGGCGAUGUGAAGCCUCUGUAGGCGAGAGCCAUGAUAUCUUUAUGAGUUUACACUCAUACGCCUGUGAUUGCGUUACACACCACCUGUUCCACCCGUACGGUACGAAUUGUCUCCAAGAACAAGCGGACGAGGAAAUGAUGCACCAAGUCGCCGCGGAUGAUAGCCUGCAGAACCGCCUUGUUCAGCACUACAGCCCGGCGCUGCACAAGGCACUGUCCGGUGUGCUGUACGCUUUUGCUAAGCCACGGGAAACGCCCCUUGCCGAUAACUUUGUCAUGGAAUCAAGCGGGCGACCUGAUCCUGCACAGUUCACACUAUUAAGCCGACUGCAUGAGAAGUCAAGCGAUCUGGACCAAACUGAUAUGGCUGGAGAGUGUCUUGACCACAUGGCUGCCGGGAUCGACACGACGGGUGAUGGUUUAUGUUUUCUCAUGUGGGAGCUCUCGCAGCCUAGGUCAAUGCGAUUCCAAGAGAAGCUGCAGCAUGAGCUGCGCAAUAACCCUGGUGUUUCGGUGGAUAAGCUCCCGUUCCUCGAUGCCGUAGUGCAGGAAGGACUUCGGUGUUUCCCUGCCAUCCCCAUGUCUCUUCCCCGAUAUGUGCCCCAAGGUGGGCGAACUAUUGACGGACAUUUCAUCCCGGAGAAGACGAUUGCCAGCUGUCAGGCGUACUCUGUCCAUCGUAUCAACAACGACGUGUUUCCCUGGCCUGACUUGUUUAAUCCUGACCGGUGGAUGGAGCAAGUUGGGGAUGCGGAGAGAAAACGCCUCAUGUUUGCCUUUGCUAAUGGCGGCAGAGGUUGUGUGGGAAAGCAUCUAGCACUCGCUGAGAUGAAGACACUCCUUGCCGAUAUCUAUUCUCGUUACACUACGCUCCCUGAUGCUUCGAUGACGGCCGAGUCAAUGGCCAUGGCUGAUCAGCUCAUUUCAUCACGGCCUCUUGGUCAAAAGUGUCUGCUGCAGUUUAUUCCAAUCGCUGAAAAGCGGGAGUGA